CCAGCCUUGUGCCAGUGUGCGCCCAGGGAGCGGACAUGGUGAGCAGGCCCUCGGGGUCCCCGGGGCAGAAGACGGCCUGGCCGAGCUGAGAGGGUCCCCCAAAAGCUUGGAAGCCUCGCAGGCUAUUAGAAGUGGCCUGUAGUCAGUGGUGCAGGACACAGUGGGAGGCUGGCCCCACACUGCUCCUUCGCUCGCUGGCUGCUCUGCAACGGCAGUCUGUUCCGGUACAUACACCCGUCAGAGGAGGAACUGCGGGCGCUGGCAGGGAAACUGAGGCCCCGGGGCAGGAAGGAGCGGUGAGUGGCCCCCACUUUGACCCCAUGGGGCUCAGGCAGGGGUAUGCCCUCCUGUCCAGGCCUACCCUUCCCUCCCACUUACGGCACUGCUGGGAAUGGUGGCAGCAGUCAGCAUCUUGUAUUCCUGGCCACUUGCUCUGGGCUGGCCCUAUGUCUAGGUUGCUGCCCUCACACCUGAUGUGGCUGAAGGUCUUGCCCAAGCUUUCUAGGAGAUCCAGAGAUGGCUACAGACCUCAGCUCUCACUGUCCCUGUGUGCUCAGGUGGGCAAAUGGUCUUCAUGAUGAGAAGCCAUUGUCAGUGCCUCGAGAUGCCCAUUUCCAGCUGGAGACCUGUCCCCUCACUGCUGUGGAUGCCCUAGUCCUGCGCUUCUUUCUGGAAUACCAGUGGUUCGUUGACUUUGCUGUGUACUCCGUCGGUGUGUACCUCUUCACAGAAGCCUACUAUUUUGUGCUGGGCCCAGUCCAGGAGACCAACAUCGCUGUGUUCUGGUGCCUGCUCACUUUGGCCUUCUCUCUGAAGGUGCUCCUCAUGGUGACCCGGCCGUACUUCAGCACCAAGGAGGGCGGUGAGCGCUCAGUGUGUCUCUCCUUUGCCUUCCUCUUCCUCCUCUUGGCUAUGCUGGUGCAGGUGGUGCGAGAGGACACCCUGGAGCUGGGCCUGGAGCCGGGCCUGGCCAGCAUGACCCAGCACCUGGAACCUGUUCUGAAGAAGCAAGAUUGGGACUGGACACUCCCUGUGAUCAAAUUGGCCAUCCGCCUUGGGCUGGCGGUGCUAGGUUCGCUGCUGGGCGCCUUCCUCAUUUUCCCUGGACUGAGGCUGGCCCAGACCCACCAGGACGCGCUGACCCUGUCUGCGGACCGACCACUGCUACAGCUCCUCCUGCAUACCAGCUUCCUGUCGCCCCUGUGCAUCUUGUGGCUCUGGAUGAAGCCUGUCGCCCGGGACUUCCUGUACCAGCCACCCACAAGGAACAUGACCUUCUCUGUACCGUCAGAAGGGGUUUUCGACUCUCUGCGCCUCUGGGUGCUGGUGGCGCUGUGCCUGUUGCGGCUGGCAGUGACUCGGCCACACCUGCAGGCCUACCUGUGCCUGGCCAAGGCUCGAGUGGAGCAGCUGCGCAAGGAGGCUGGCCGUAUUGAGGCCCGCGAAAUCCAGCAGCGGGUGGUCCGGGUCUACUGCUAUGUGACCGUGGUGAGCCUGCAGUACCUGACGCCGCUCAUUCUCACUCUACACUGCACACUGCUGCUUAAGACCCUGGGCGGCUACUCAUGGGCCCUGAGCUCUACUCCUCCCCCGCUGGCCCCAUCCCAGCCCUCAGAGGUUUUGAUCCCUGUAGACCCUGCAGGAGAUGAAGCCCAGCAGACUGUGUCCCAGGUCGCAGGGAUCCUGGGUGGCCUGCUCACGCCCCUCUUCCUCCGAGGCGUGCUGGCCUACAUCAUCUGGUGGACCGCUGCCUGCCAGCUGCUCUCCAGCCUCUUCGGCCUCUACUUCCACCAGCACCUGACAGCCUCUUAGCACGAAGGCACGAGGCUCUGGCAUCUGAGUCCUGCCCAUCAGGACCAGGACCGUCCCCUGUGUGUGUGCCUCGGUGCCCCUAGAUAACCCAAGUUGGUGUGGGGAUUCCCUACCAUCUCUCUCACCUCAGUGCCUAGAUCAUGAACCCCUUGAAGCAGUCUCCUCUGGGCCAUGGUCCCCAAGUGUGUGUGUGGGGGGGGGGCACUUUUUACAAAUAUCCCAGAGACUGGGGGGAUGAGCAGCGGAGACCUGGAUAGUGAGAGGGGCCUGGGAGAGAUUGGUACUAGGAAGGAGUGGAAAUCUGGAGGUCAGAGGUGGCUAGGAGAGAGCUAGGGGUGGGACUCUGGCUCAGCAUCCACAUAGCCCUGGCGUCUGUCACUAUCACCAGGAGGGAGAGACAAGAGUCUCCAUGCUUGUCUCCCCAGCACACUUGGGAAGUUGAGGCAGGAGGGUUAGCCUAGACUAGUAACAAGACUGUCUGUAGAACAAGAAAAAAAAAAAAAGGGAAGGUGUGAGAGGGGAGAGACUGUCACCAUCCUCCAAAGCUGUGAGGAUGGCUGCUGUAUUUUGAGGCCUUGGUGAGUAAGGGUCACCUCCAAACUCCAAAGUCGUCCUUUUGCUAUGACUUUUUUUUUGGGGGGGGGGGGUUGAUUGCUAUGACUUAGUGUGUGUACAUGUGUAUUUAUGAGCUAUGCAUGACCCUCCUACAUAUGUAAAAUGUGUAUUGAGAAUAAAAAAAGGAGGGCUCUUGCAAUGCUGCCUUGCUGUUGCCGGUGUGGUCUGGCCCAGCCAUGUUCAAGAGCUGGUGCUCAGUUAUUGCCUUGAGCCUCGGUGUCUCAUUCUGG
Mastomys coucha (southern multimammate mouse) is the source of this 2657-nucleotide messenger RNA. RefSeq names its product transmembrane protein 161A (gene Tmem161a). Lineage: Eukaryota; Metazoa; Chordata; Mammalia; Rodentia; Muridae. The coding region runs from base 517 to 1812 and encodes 431 amino acids. The transcript is spliced from 11 exons. The record is from RefSeq and is a predicted model, not a curated record.